Fulvia fulva is the source of this 5040-nucleotide messenger RNA. Its product is annotated as putative clathrin heavy chain. The coding region runs from base 1 to 5040 and encodes 1679 amino acids. Gene Ontology annotation, molecular function: clathrin light chain binding; structural molecule activity. The record is from RefSeq and is a predicted model, not a curated record. Lineage: Eukaryota; Fungi; Ascomycota; Dothideomycetes; Mycosphaerellales; Mycosphaerellaceae. Gene Ontology annotation, biological process: Golgi to endosome transport; intracellular protein transport; receptor-mediated endocytosis. Gene Ontology annotation, cellular component: clathrin coat of trans-Golgi network vesicle; clathrin coat of coated pit; clathrin complex. The transcript is spliced from 6 exons.
AUGGCGUCGCUACCCAUCAAGUUCACAGAACAGCUGAACCUCACCUCUGUUGGAAUACAGCCCGCAUCAAUAGGCUUCAACUCUUGCACCCUCGAAUCCGACCACUUCGUCUGCGUACGCCAAAAAGUCGACGACAAUGCACAGCCAGAGGUCAUCAUCAUCAACCUCAAGAAUGGCAACAGUGUCAUGCGCCGGCCCAUCAAGGCCGACAGCGCCAUCAUGCACUGGAACAAGGAGAUCAUUGCGCUCAAGGCCGGCGGCAAGACGCUACAGAUCUUCGACCUGGCACAAAAGAGCAAGAUCAAGAGCACAACGAUGAACGAGGACGUCGUCUUCUGGAAGUGGUUCAGUGAUUCGUCGCUCGGCCUUGUGACGGACACCAGCGUAUACCACUGGAACAUCUUCGAUCCGGCGCAGGUCGCGCCACAGAAGAUGUUCGACCGCAACCAGAACCUGGCAGGCUGCCAGAUCAUCAACUACCGCGUGGCUGACGACGAGAAGUGGAUGGUCGUGGUAGGAAUCUCGCAGCAGCAAGGUCGCGUGGUUGGCAGCAUGCAGCUCUACUCGCGGGAUCGAGGCAUCAGCCAGGCCAUUGAAGGACACGCUGCAGCAUUCGGCACACUACGGUUAGAGGAUGCGCCUGCUGACUCCAAGCUGUUCACAUUCGCGAACCGAUCAGCGACCGGCGCCAAGCUGCACAUCGUCGAAGUCGAUCACCAAGCGCCGAACCCGGUCUUCCAGAAGAAAGCAGUCGACAUCUACUUCCCAGCUGAGGCGACGAAUGACUUCCCGGUGGCCAUGCAGGUCUCAUCGAAGUACAAGGUCAUCUACCUGGUCACCAAGUACGGCUUCAUCCACCUCUACGACCUCGAGACCGGCACGACGAUCUUCAUGAACCGCAUUUCGAGCGACACGAUCUUCACAACGGCAGGCGAUGAGGACGGUUCGGGUAUAAUUGGCGUGAACAGGAAGGGACAGGUGCUCACUGUGAACGUUGACGAGAACACCGUCAUCCCAUACCUCCUCCAGAACCCAGAGAAUGCCGAGCUUGCGUACAAGCUUGCGUCAAGAGCAGGAUUGCCGGGUGCGGAUUCGUUAUACCAGCAGCGAUUCGACCAGCUUUUGAACAUGGGAGACUACCAGCAAGCCGCCAAGACUGCUGCAAACUCUCCUCAGGGUUUCCUCCGAACACCACAAACGAUCGAACGCUUCAAGUCGGUGCCUCAGCAGCCGGGUCAGCUGUCUGUGAUCUUGCAGUACUUUGGUAUGCUGCUUGACAAGGGCAAGCUCAACCAGCACGAGACACUCGAGCUUGCGAGACCGGUUCUGCAGCAGAAUCGGAAGCACCUCCUGGAGAAGUGGAUGAAGGAGGGUAAGCUUGGUUGCUCAGAACAACUUGGUGACCUGGUUCGCCUACACGAUGUGGCUCUCGCACAACAGAUUUACCAGGAAGCUGGUGCUUCACAAAAGGUCAUCGCAGCUAUGGCUGAGUCUGGCAGCUUCGACCAGAUCCUACCAUACGCACGCCAAGCGGGAUACACACCGGACUUCAAUGGUCUGAUCCAGCAUAUCUGCAGGGUCAAUCCUGACAAGGGUGCCGAAUUCGCCACAAGCAUCGCCCGUGAAGAUCCCAGCUUGAUCGAUGUUGAGCGGACUUUGGACAUUUUCCAGUCGCAAGGCAUGAUUCAGCAAGCCACGGCCUUCCUGCUCGAUGUACUCGCACCGAACUUACCAGAGCAAGGCCACCUCCAGACUCGUCUCCUCGAGAUGAACCUAACGAAUGCGCCACAAGUCGCCGAUGCCAUCCUUGGCAACGAGAUGUUCUCGUACUAUGACAAGGCGAAGAUCGCACAACUUUGCGAGAACGCUGGGCUCUUGACACGAGCGCUCGAGCACUACGAGGACGGUGCCAGCGUAAAGCGGUGCAUUGUGCAAACGGAUAAGAUUCCCGAGGAGUUUUUGACCAAUUACUUUGGCCGCCUUACCGUUGACCUCGCCAUGGAGUGUCUCGACGAGAUGCUCAAGGUCAACAUCCGCCAGAAUCUGCAAGCUGUGAUUCACGUCGCAAAGAAGUACUCGGAUCUCUUCGGGCCGACCAGAAUCAUCGACCUCCUCGAGAAAUACCGCACUGCAGAAGGUCUGUACUUCUACCUCGGUGGCAUUGUUAACCUCAGCGAGGACAAGGAGGUCACCUUCAAGUACAUCGAGGCGGCGACUACCAUGGGUCAGCUUCAAGAAGUCGAGCGUAUCUGUCGCGAGAGCAACCACUACGACCCGGAGAAAGUCAAGAACUUCCUCAAGGAGGCCAAGCUCUCCGAGCAGCUGCCACUCAUCAUCGUCUGCGAUCGAUUCAACAUGGUACACGACCUUGUGCUAUACCUGUACAAGAACCAGCAGUUCAAGUCGAUCGAGGUCUACGUCCAGCGAGUCAACCCAGCCCGGACGCCUGGUGUCAUUGGUGGUCUGCUUGACGUGGACUGUGACGAGAACAUCAUCAAGGGUCUCUUGAACUCUGUCUCUCCCGCAUCAAUCCCAAUCGAUGAGUUGGUCCAAGAAGUUGAGUCGCGCAAUCGACUCAAGCUUCUGCUACCUUUCUUGGAGAGCACAUUGCAGCAAGGCAACCAGCAGCAAGCUGUGUACAAUGCUUUGGCCAAGAUCUACAUCGAUAGCAAUUCGAACCCCGAGCAAUGGCUUAAGGACAACGAUCAGUACGACACCCUCCAGGUUGGCAAGUACUGUGAGAAGCGUGACCCCAACUUGGCUUUCAUUGCCUACAGCAAGGGACAGAACGAUCUUGAGUUGAUCAGUAUCACCAAUGAGAACUCCAUGUUCAAAGCCCAGGCACGCUACCUCCUGGACCGUGCUGAUUCGGAGAUCUGGUCUUACGUUCUCUCCGACAACAACAUCCACCGAAGAUCUUUGGUUGAUCAGGUCAUUUCAACCGCAGUACCAGAAUCUCAAGAUCCCGAACAGGUCUCAAUCGCUGUCAAGGCCUUUAUCGAUGCCGACAUGCCUGUCGAACUCAUCGAGCUUCUGGAGAAGAUCAUCCUCGAGCCAUCCGUCUUCAGCGACAACGCUAACUUGCAGAACUUGCUUAUGCUGACAGCCGCCAAGUCUGAUCGCGGCCGUGUCGCAGGCUACAUCGAGCGGCUCGAUCAAUACAGCCCAGACGACAUCGCACAGCAGUGUAUCGAGGUUGGCAUGUACGAGGAAGCUUUCCUCAUCUACAAGAAGACCGGCAACCACCUCGAGGCAGCCAACGUGCUUGUCGACCACGUCGUCAGCAUCGACCGCGCACAGGAAUACGCCGACCAGGUCGAUCUUCCUGAAGUGUGGAGUCGAACUGCCAAGGCACAACUCGAUGGUCUCCGUGUGACAGAUUCGAUCGAGUCCUACAUCCGUGCCCAGGACCCAUCGAACUACAACGAAGUCAUCGAGACAGCAACACAUGCUGGAAAGGACGAUGAUCUCAUCAAGUAUUUGCGCAUGGCACGGAAGACUCUCCGCGAGCCGCCAGUCGAUACCGCACUUGCCUUCUGCUACGCUCGCACCAAUCAACUACCUGAGCUCGAGGAUUUCCUGCGCUCGUCGAACGUCGCCAACAUCGAGGAAUCUGGAGACAAGGCGUAUGAGGAGGGCUACCACGAGGCAGCGAAGAUCUUCUUCACUUCGAUCUCGAACUGGGCCAAGCUCGCAACGACUCUCGUACACCUCAACGACUACCAAGCUGCUGUUGAGUGUGCGCGAAAAGCCAACAGCGUCAAGGUCUGGAAGCAGGUCAACGAGGCUUGUGUGGCCAAGAAGGAAUUCCGCCUUGCGCAGAUCUGCGGUCUCAACCUUAUCGUGCACGCCGAGGAGCUCACCGACCUGGUCAAGCAGUACGAGCGUAAUGGCUACUUCGAUGAGCUCAUCUCGCUCCUGGAAGCUGGUCUCGGUCUCGAGCGGGCUCACAUGGGCAUGUUCACCGAGCUUGGUAUCGCACUCAGCAAGUACCACCCAGAGCGUGUUAUGGAGCAUCUUCGUAUCUUCUGGGGUCGGAUCAAUAUCCCCAAACUGAUUCGCGCUGUUGAGGAAGCACACCUAUGGCCAGAGCUCGUCUUCCUGUACACUCACUACGACGAGUUCGACAAUGCAGCACUCGCCAUGAUGGAGCGUGCUGCAGAUGCAUGGGAGCACCAGUCCUUCAAGGAGACGAUCGUCAAGGUCGCAAACCUGGAAAUCUACUAUAGGGGUCUUAACUUCUACCUUCAGGAGCAACCGUCACUGAUUACCGACUUGCUGCAAGCACUCACCCCCCGCAUCGAUGUUAACCGAGUUGUUAAGAUGUUCGAGAAGUCCGACAAUAUCCCACUCAUCAAGCCUUUCCUGCUGAAUGUGCAGUCUCAGAACAAGCGCGCUGUCAACGAUGCGAUCAACGACCUCCUGAUCGAGGAGGAGGAUUACAAGCAGCUGCGCGACAGCGUUGAGAACUUCGACAACUAUGAGGCAGUGGCUCUCGCCCAGCGGUUGGAGAAGCAUGAACUCGUCUUCUUCCGACAAAUCGCCGCCAGCAUCUACCGCAAGAACAAGAGAUGGGACAAGUCCAUCCAGCUGUCAAAACAGGACAAGCUUUACAAAGACGCCAUCGAGACAUCUGCCAUGUCAGGCAAGACCGAAGUCGUGGAGGAGCUUCUUCGUUACUUUGUCGACAUCGGCAGCAAGGAGUGCUACGUGGGUAUGCUCUACGCAUGCUACGACCUCAUUCCUCUGCACACUGUCAUGGAGAUCUCGUGGCGUCACGGACUUAACGACUUCACGAUGCCUUUCAUGAUCAAUUACAUGUCACAACAGGCAUCAACCAUUUCGGAGUUGAAGAGGGAUAACGACGAGCGAAAGGCAAAGGAGGCUGCCAAUGCGAAGCCAGAGGAGACUGGGCCAAUUCUGGGUCAAUCAAGACUCAUGCUGACACAGGGACCUAUAGGCCAGCCGAAUGGCAUCAUGCCGCAGCCAACGGGAUAUGGAGGAGUAGCACCUAUGGGUAUGACUGGUGGCUUUAGAUAG